ACUAAUAUUUUUAGGUAAAACUGCUAGGAAACAGAAUUUUCUUUCCUCAUAGUGAAGGGAAAGAGCAUAUUCUUGAUCACAGGACCCAGAGAUGGAGGCACCAUGACUUGGAUAAUUUUCAAGACCCAAAGUGUCUCAGUUUAGAUGGAGAAAAAAACUCCACUGAACUUUAAUAAUGAGGCAAAACCCAGAAAUUAAAGCAUGAUUUUAAUUAUGGUGCAUCUCAGGAGUUUCAAGCUGGAGCUGUGGAGGAGAUUCUCCAUAGGAUUUCCAUAAAUUAAAAAAAAAUAUAUAAUUUUGGAGAAGAAUUUUUUUAUAUUUCUCACACAAAAUGACACCAAGUCCCCCAGCAUGAGGAAGAGACCAACCUGUCAUCAUCUGGGCAUGACCUGGAGCAUGUUGCUCCCCUGGAAACUCUUCACAGAGGCACUGAAGGUCUGUUCUCGUGCAGGUCACAGCCUGGACAUGAAGCCGGAGGCACGUGUCACCUGCCAGGUGAUGCUGGCAGCGCUCUUCACGGCUCUGCUUGUCACAGCCAUCACUUUUGCAGUGCAGGCUUUUCAGCCUCAUCCCCAGCCCUACUUUCAGUGCCCCUUCGACUGGAUCAGAUAUAGAGGAAAAUGCUACUAUUUUUCGGAGGCUGCAGGGAACUGGACAUCCAGCCAGGACAACUGCUCAGCACUUGGUGCUUCCUUGGCCAUCCUGGACAGCAUGGAAGACUUGAGCUUUGUGAUGAGAUAUAAAGGCAUUUCAGAGCAUUGGAUUGGCCUUUUGCGGAAAGAUGAGGAGCAGCCAUGGCAAUGGGUGAACCACUCACUUUUAUCACACUUGUGAGUCUGUGUUUGUCAUCGUUACGUUGUUGGUUGGUGUUUCCCCAGCCACGAAAUGUGCAUUUCUUCUGGCACUUGAGGUGCAUCCAGAGGCAGUAAUGGGACAGUGAUGUUUGGGAAGGGCAACACUGCAUCUUGUUUCUCUCCUUGACCUAAGAUAUGGGAGUGGUGUGUUUGGUGAGAAAAUACUGAGAUUAGAUGUUUUAUUGUAAGUUCUUUUUUUUCUUGCAAAGCUUUGGAUUUCUUAUUAGAAAUAGAAAUAAAUCAGCAUCAGUGUUGGCAUAUUGAUGCUGAAUAAUUUCUACUCCUAUAUAAGAAAUAUAUAUUGAUAUUUUGGCAUGUUGAUGCCCAAAAGGAUGCCCGAGAACUGAAAUGGGGGGAAGCCUAUGUGUGACUUUUCUCCUUUUUCCUGCUGAGCCUGUCUGAGGGGGAUUUUCUCCUCUGUCCUUCCAGGUUUCAAAUCCGUGGUGGUGGGCUCUGCGCUUACCUGGAUGACAACGGACUCAGCUCCUCCUACUGCAGCACUGAGAGGAGCUGGAUUUGUAAUAAACCUGAGCUGCAGAGCUCAGGCAAGGGCAGUGGGAUGAGACGGGCUAAAAAC
Molecule: messenger RNA, 1431 nt
Organism: Corapipo altera (White-ruffed manakin)
Lineage: Eukaryota; Metazoa; Chordata; Aves; Passeriformes; Pipridae
Product: C-type lectin domain family 2 member E-like
Exons: 3
Coding region: 352-834 (160 amino acids)
Source: RefSeq, a predicted model, not a curated record